AUGCCCCAGCAGCAGAAACCUCCCCGAUCGAAGGCUGCGCCGCCGGCAGCCGACUACAAGGCCAUUGCCGAGCAGUACGCGCGAGCGAAACGGCAAAAGGAGCUCGAGGAGGCUAGCCGAACCCCGGAAGAGAAACAGGCCGAGAAGGAGAGGGCAGCCCUGCUCGAGAAACAGCGUGAGGUCUUCGAGUCCCGGCGCAAGGACGCGUACGAGCGCAGGUGGUGGUGGACUGUCGGCUUUUGGGCGUGGGUGCUUAUCUUGCACGUUGUUGGCAUCUCAUUCUUCAUCAGCGGCUUCCUUUUGACGCGGCUGGUGCUGGAUGAGAAGUCCAACUGCACGGCGCCGCCUUUGGAGCUCACGUCCAGCUGGAAGGGCCAAGGGACUGUUGAGGGCGGCUGCUGGCACCCCAAGUCAUUCGACAAGACUGUUGUUGUUCUCAUCGAUGCGUUGCGAUACGACUUUACGGUUCCCGUCGAGGAUAAUGCGCCGUUUCACAAUGCGUUUCCUUUCAUGUACGAGACUGCUGUCAAGUCUCCUGAGCAUGCCUUCUUACGCCCCUUCAUUGCUGACCCGCCGACGGCAACUCUUCAACGGUUGAAGGGUCUUACGACAGGCACGCUACCGACGUUUAUUGACAUUGGCAGCAGCUUUGGUGGGUCUGCCAUUGAUGAAGACAAUCUACUCAUGCAGUUGAAGGAUGCCGGAAAGCGGAUUGUGCAUCUGGGAGACGAUACCUGGCUGUCCUUAUUCCCAGGCUACUUUGAAGCCAAUGCCAGUAGGGCGUACGACAGCUUCAAUGUCUGGGAUCUUCACACCGUUGACAACGGGGUUAUUGACCACAUCUUCCCGCUCCUCAAGCAGGAGGAGAAGGGCAAGUGGGAUCUGCUCAUCGGUCACUUGCUCGGCGUUGACCAUGCCGGCCACCGAUACGGACCAGACCAUGAGGCGAUGACGGCGAAGCUCCAGCAAAUGAACUCAUUCAUCCGUGACCUCGCUGCGGAAAUCGAUGAUGACACUCUUCUUGUCGUGAUGGGAGACCAUGGUAUGGACAGCAAGGGCGACCAUGGUGGAGAGAGUGAUGAUGAGGUUGAGGCAGCACUCUGGAUGUACUCGAAGCAUCCUUUCUUUGGUCGAACAAAGCCCGAAUUCAAAGAGCCUCCCAGCAUGGCAAAAAUUCGACCAGUCAACCAAAUCGAUCUUGUUCCGACCCUGUCGCUGCUUAUGGGUAUCCCCAUCCCGUACAACAACCUGGGAAGACCCAUUGAGGAGGCUUUUGCUGGAAAGAAGGGCAAGGCCUGGGAUAAUCUUGCAUCUGUGUCGCGGGUGACUGCCGCUGGCAUACAGCGAUACCAAGACUCGUACUUCGCCGCCCGUGGCAUUGACCAAUCUAAGAGCGCCACCGCAGGACAUGUCGCGCAUCUUUGGAGGAAGGCAGACCGCUCAUGGCAGUGGCAGUCGUAUGAGCAGGCGUAUGGCUUCUACAACAUUUUCCAAGAGGAGACUCUCCGCAUCUGCAAAGACCUCUGGGCUCGCUUCGAUGUACCCAAAAUGGUCACUGGUAUUGUGGUCAUGGCAGCUGGCGUUGUCACUCUUCUCGUCUACGCUUCCCGUGAUGAAGAGGAGGACUUUGCUGUUCUUGACGACCUUGAGCUCGACCUGGCCGAGAAGAAGCUGGAGCUUCAGGGGAUCAAGCCCGAUUCUACUCCAUCGUAUAAGACCAUUCACAAGAAGAUCUUACUCGCCGCUAUUCUUGGCGCCGUUCCUGGUGCGGCUGCUGGCGCUGGCUACUCCAUUUUUACCACGCCCGAAGAUCUCAUCUACUCCGUUGCCGGUGCUGCUUUAACCAGUGCCAUCGGUGUCUUGAUCUCGCUGUCUGGCUUUGGAAAAUCCGUUCUCAACCUUGUGCCUAACAACAUCUGGGGCUGGCUCGCUGUCAUCUUCACCGUAAGCCAGUCAAUUGGCUUCGCUUCAAACUCGUACACUAUCUGGGAGGACUCUAUUCUUCUCUUCUUCAUCACGACCUUCGGUGUGGUGAACGUUUUUGCGGCUUUCUCGGUGCCCACCAUGAGAGAGCGUACUCUUGCAAUCUACCAUUCCGUCCUCUUCGUUGUUCUGGGCAGAGUUGCUUCUUUCUCCAAGCUCUGUCGAGAGGAGCAGAUGCCAUACUGCACCUCAACCUAUUACGCCUCGGCCACCUCCUCGACCUCUGCCACGUGGCAGUUGGUCAUUCCCUUCACUGUCGCCCUCAUCCUGCCCUCCAUCAUCAAGUCCUUCCUUCUGCCAUCGCGGUCGUGGGAGGGCCUUGCACCGGCCUGGAUCGGAUACGUAUACCGUGUUGGUCUCUUCAUGUCGGCCAGCUACUGGGUCCUCGACGCUGCCGACAACGGCGAGUGGUUCCCUAGCUUGCCAGCUCAGGCUCUCAAAACUACGGGUGUUUAUCUCGCCCAAGUUAUCCUUGCUCUAGUGUUCGUUGCCGGAACCACUGCGUUCGUUUGGGCACCGCCAUUGGUCUCCAUCUUGACAACACCGGGCAAGAACGGUAACACCCAAAUCACUGUUUUGGGCUACGGCAACACCAAUGGUGCUCGUUACCUCCUUCUGCCCAUGAACAUUGUUGGGGCCUGCAUCCUCCUAUCGAAACCCAUGGGAGGCGGUGCACUGGCGCUCUUGUUCUGGCAGAUUAUGUCGCUCAUGGAGAUUAUUGAUCUGAACUCCCUGACAACGGAAGCCAUCGGACCGGUCAUGUUGGGUGUCCUCGGUAACUUUGGCUACUUCAAAACUGGUCACCAGGCAGUUCUCAGCAGCAUCCAGUGGGAUAGCGCAUUCAUUCCUCUCUUCUCCAUUCGGUACCCUUGGACCCCGAUCGUUGUGGCCCUGAACACUUUUGGCGCCCAGAUUGUCGCGGUGGUUUCUAUUCCUCUCAUCGUGCUCUGGAAGGUCGGUCCUAAGAGGAAAGGCGUACUAGAGAGUGUCAGCAGGGCCAUGGGUAUCUUCAUCGCCUACCUUGCUGUGGAGUCUCUUGCAACAAUGGCAUGGGCUGGCUGGCUGAGAAGACAUCUCAUGCUGUACAGAGUGUUCUGUCCUCGCUUCAUGAUGGCUGCAGCACUGCUGCUGAUUAUAGACAUAGUUGCGCUUGUCAUUACCUUUAUCGGAGUCAGGUCCAACACACUGGCUGUAAGCGAGGUGUUUGGAUGGACUGACUAA
Messenger RNA from Colletotrichum truncatum, 3204 nucleotides. Its product is annotated as GPI ethanolamine phosphate transferase. Gene Ontology annotation, molecular function: mannose-ethanolamine phosphotransferase activity. NCBI's taxonomy places the organism in Eukaryota, Fungi, Ascomycota, Sordariomycetes, Glomerellales, Glomerellaceae. Gene Ontology annotation, biological process: GPI anchor biosynthetic process. Gene Ontology annotation, cellular component: endoplasmic reticulum membrane. The record is from RefSeq and is a predicted model, not a curated record.